GUUGAUUUUGGCGAUAUUGGUGAUUUAUUAAAAGUUCGUAUUGAAAUUGAUGGGAACGGUGAGAUGCCAGAUUAUUUUCUUGACUAUGUUGAGCUCAAGGAUUUGGAUACCGAUGAGCGGAUGGUUUCAUACGUUGCAAAAUGGCUUAAAAUCGGCCACAGCGAAAAACAUGCACAGCCAUUCCGCGAAUUUCCGGUAUUUCGAGCGGCAUUUGAGCCACUAACUGGUAAGAUCAAGCUGAGCUCAAGGAGGCGUCGACAUUUGAAAGAUCCAAUUGGAUACGUUCAACUAUUCGGUGAAAUUGGUGAAACGGGUCGUUUCCCAGUCAAUUUAGCCUAUGCUUCAAAUUCAAAAACGGAAAUUUCAUUCAAAGCAGAGGCUGUAUCAAUUGGACGAGUGCAUAGUACACGGUUAUAUGUGAAAACCAAUGAAAUCGGUAAAUUCAUGAAAAUUUAUAAUUUUUAUCCAAAAUUUAAACUAACUGCAGUGCACUCUAGACCUGCCAGUGCCAUUAUGCAUUUUUGCACGAUUUUGUGCUCAAAUGUGACGCGCAAUGUUAUAUAUUCCAAAAAUCUUCAGCUUCCUAGCCCAACUAGCUCAAAAUCGCCUUCUUGUCAAGAAUAG
Molecule: messenger RNA, 624 nt
Organism: Gongylonema pulchrum
Lineage: Eukaryota; Metazoa; Nematoda; Chromadorea; Rhabditida; Gongylonematidae
Source: the annotation of a GenBank genome assembly